AUCAUGGGAGUACUGUACCCCCCUGUGGUCCCGCCAAAUACGAACAAACAACGACCGAUGUAAAAUCCAAGAUGGCGGAAAGCUGUCUUCAUAAACGUGUCGAAAUAUGUAUAGUUGCGAGCGAAGUAGCUAGCGCUGUUGGUAAACAUCCUUACCAGCGAAGAGAACAUACUUUGCAGAAGGCAUGGUAUCGGUCAGAUCAGGAAUCGUUUUGCUUUGCCAAUGCGCUUGUCCCAGUUUGUCAGGCCGAAGUUUCCUCGAUUGUCAACGAGUUCGUAGAGGGCAAUGCCGAAGCAAGGUUGGAGUUAGCUUUGGAGGAGAAUUGGGAAAAGGAAAAGGAAAAGUUUGUUGAAACUCUAAAGCAUAUAAUACUGUCGCCAUCUUCCUCGCCUAUUAGAAGGCUGUUUUAUAGCAUUUCGAAAGCGUUAAAGAACAAACUCUCUACCGACGAGCGAGAGCGACGAACUAUCGAGAAUGCUGGAGUUGCAAAAAGUACUCUCGAUGAAGCUGUUGACUCGUUGUGUAAGGACGAGAGUUUGCCUGUACAAGAGGUAGCAAAAAAGGUUUGUUCUAACGCAGGUACAACCGGUUCUGAUGUCAUCAAGGCCGUCGAGUCUCAACUUACUAAAGAAAGGGGCGUCAAAUUGGAAGGAAAGGCCGUCGAAAGACUCGGCGAAGAACGGGGGAAAAAAGUGGAUUUGAUACCAGACGAAUACGAUAAAACAGUGGAGUGUGAUGGCAUCGAAUGGAGAAUUAGCGGUCGGAUUGAUGGAAUGUUAGACGACAAAGUUGUCGAGCUAAAAAAUCGAAAGAAUAAGUUUAUGCAACCGGAGUACGACUUGAUUCAGCUACAAACAUAUAUGUUUUUAUUUGACACGGAAGAAGGGGUACUUUUGGAACGGCUCAGGGGGGAACAUAAAGAGACAAGGUACAGUUUUGACAAGGAAGGAUGGGAGAAUGAAGUCAUCCCCGCCCUCAAGAACUUUGUCGUCGAGUUGAGUAAAUAUAUCGAGGAAACCAGAGCGUGUUUGUACGCUAAGGAGAGUGGGGCUGAGGACAUUCGGGGCAAGCGGCCGGUUCAAGACGAUGCAUGGGCCAGACCCCAAGAAAACCAGGAAUCCGAAACCUCUGGCUCGGAUAGUGAAGUCCCACUAAAAAUGUUUAAAACAUCCCCAGAAAAUGACGAAGAUGAUGAUACCUAUGACAAUGAAGAGCCAAACUCGCAUUGAUUCGAAACGCUUCGAGAACUCUAUUCACUGUCUGGUGUGGAAAACCAUUCAAGUGUCUGAAAACAAAGAACGCGUCCACAGGUAACCCAAACCCCAACAGUUAUCUUUGUGCGAGACUGUACAUUUUUUAAAAAUUAACUAAUUAAUUACCCUAGAGAAAAAGAGAGAAUGGAUAUUUUAAGAAAUAGAAUCAGAAGUGAACUGUGCCACUAGUCAGACAGUUCAGCUGUGUCAAUGACAUUAACAUCAGUUUGUUUUGUCUGGUAAAGUAUAAUAGAGUAGGUAGUCUGAAGAACAAUGAACUUUAAAAGCUGUGGUUAUCUUAAAAUGACAAGUGUGAUAAGGAGAUGUAUCUAGUAUUCAAGCUACGAUCUCAUGGAGAAGCCAAAGACUGAUGCAAGGUGGAAUAAAGAUUUCUUUAGAGCAUAACAUGAAAAAGCCAUAAAUUUGCUUGGAUUGAAGUAAACUCCAAUUGUGUUCCUCUUUAGAGGUGUCUAUAAAAUUGUUGCAAUAUCUAGUUGAAGAUAUUAUUUCUUUGCAGAUUAACAUUUUUUACUUCGAACUUCAGGCAGUAAUUGUCACAAAACAUAAUUAUUUUAUAUGCAUCAAAUGCAUUCUAUAAUUAUAGGUCACUUCAUGGUUGGUGAAAGCAUAUGGCAUUUAAUAAUGAAGAAAACUGUGAUACUUGCUUCUUCUGAACAAAACCCCAUACAGGCGAACUUACAAUGAAAGAAAAUUAUUAUAAACAUACCAAGAUUUACAAAAAAAACUGCCAUUACAUAAAAGUUGUAAAACCGUGAACACUGGAAAUAUGUAUGGAAUGUUUGUUCUGCAAGUUCUUCAUUCGAAUAGAAAUAUGUCUCAACAAGUCUCAGCGUUUGAUUUGUAGCAUCAGAUUCCUUAGAAGACAAUAAAUAUUCCACACAUAUUUUAGGAAGUCACAGUUUUAUCGCUUGUGCUGUAAUGUUCUCUCAGCUAUCUAUAAAAUCCUCCUUGAAAGUGAUGGAAAUGUUUUGAAAACCAGCUUUACACUAUUUUGUCAAUGUAUAUGAUAACUCUGACAAUAAAAGCAAUUAUUUGACUUUU
Messenger RNA from Nematostella vectensis (starlet sea anemone), 2315 nucleotides. RefSeq lists its product as uncharacterized. Bases 72 to 1229 code for a protein of 385 amino acids. The record is from RefSeq and is a predicted model, not a curated record. Lineage: Eukaryota; Metazoa; Cnidaria; Anthozoa; Actiniaria; Edwardsiidae. The transcript has a single exon.